Molecule: messenger RNA, 811 nt
Organism: Colletotrichum navitas
Lineage: Eukaryota; Fungi; Ascomycota; Sordariomycetes; Glomerellales; Glomerellaceae
Exons: 2
Source: RefSeq, a predicted model, not a curated record
AGCAGGCCAGCGUUUUCUACAAUGUAAGUGCUCGCAGACAGUCCCACCCCCUUUUGGAGAGCGCUGACCCGGGGGGCCAGAUGCAAGACGCGUCAUCACCAUCCAGAGAAAUCGAACGGGAUCGAAACCAGGGCGCCUAGUCACCAUUCUGACCCGGAUAGUGUGCAAACGUCAUCCUGCUGAUGAUGUCUGCGACCGUUGGGCUCUCCAACAAUGCCUUCGAGUUCCAGACGACAGCGGCCUUUCACGUCUUCUUCUCCCUAUACUUCUUGCCGGUCUUGCAUUGCUCGGCGUUAGCGGCUCUCCACACUUAUCGGUUGCGAUGUACACGCUCUCUUGUCUCUAAACGAGUUACGACCUGGACAGAGAGAAGGGGGGGAGGGGUUGGUGGUGUGCUUUUGUGGAAGCGUCCUCUGGAGGCUGAUCCCCGUUUGAUAUUAGAUUUCAGCGAGAACAUUCGUUCUUGUUUAUCCUUUGGGAGCUGUUUCUUCGUCUUUUGCAUUGUCUAUAUCUGGUGGCAGGGCUACUCGGCGGUCUGGAAGACGUGACAUCGAUGAUUGGACACGGGCCUCAAAAGUGGACUGUCUCUGUUUAGAAACGGAUAACUUCUCGGAGAAUACAGGUUCCUGGCUUCUUCUUCUUUUCUUUCUUUUUUUUUUUUUGUUGUUGUUACUUGAAAGUUGUGCCCGGCAUACGGUAGAGGGGGUUGGGAAGCCGUCCGCACUCCUGGCUCUAGUCUUGUCCAACAUGCCAUCCAACGAGACGGGGACAUAACCCCCCCCCCCCCCCCCCCCCCCCCCCCCAAAAGACC